This is a messenger RNA of Monosiga brevicollis MX1, 1017 nucleotides long. RefSeq lists its product as uncharacterized. NCBI's taxonomy places the organism in Eukaryota, Choanoflagellata, Craspedida, Salpingoecidae. The record is from RefSeq and is a predicted model, not a curated record. Bases 1 to 1017 code for a protein of 338 amino acids. The transcript is spliced from 2 exons.
AUGUGGUGGGGGCGGCGCGCGUUGCUCCAGCCCCAGGUGCAGGCGCGGCUUCCCCUUUUACUGGGCGUGGUAGGUGUGUUUCUCUUUCUUGGACUGAUCACAGCGGUGACGGACCGCCCCUAUGCAUCCAAUGCUGAACUGGGGUUGCACCCCUACAAGGCCAUCGGGACCCGCUCCCUCCGUGUGCUCGUGGGCAUGACCGUGGGAGGAAGCUGCAUGUAUCGCGUCGACACCCUCAUCAAGCGAUGGGGCACGGAGCACUUUCACUACAUGCUUUUUCACUUUGACAAGGCUGAUUGGGGGGAUCUAGCCUACAACAAUCGCCCCACCAACGCCGUCAAGCAUUAUCGCUACCAGUUUGGGCUCAAGAUGACGCACUACAAGCGGCACAUCACUCCCAAAGUCAUGCAGGACUACGACUACUUUUUCUUGAUUGACUGCGACACCGAUCUGGAACACUUUGACGUCGACGCCUAUCUCAAGAUCGUGAACCGCUUCAACAUACCCAUCUCACAGCCGGCCGUCGCGCGGUCCAGCUUGUUGCGCCGUUCCAGUGACCAUCGCACGUGUCGACAUGUGCCUGGCCCACACUUUGGUCGUUGGACUUCCUUUGUCGAGAACGGGCCCGUCGCCGUGUUUUCUCGCACUGCCUGGGACUGCGUCUAUGAUCUGGUUCAAGGAGACCUGGGUUCGGGGUGGGGCAUCGAUUACAAGUGGUGCGCGUAUGCGGCUGAUCGGUGUCGUUUGGGGUACCGGGAGCGGCAUGAACGGGCCGGCGGCAACUGGGGUCGCGUCUGCGCAGUUAUUGAUGCACAACAGGUGUACCACCUUGACGAGCGCAGUGCCUCGGAACUGUUUGGAGCGCGCUACCAACCGCGGCAGGAUGCUUAUGAGUUCGAGCGGCGCUUUCCCAUGAUCCAAUCUACACGCAACGCCAAUUGCAUGUGCGCAUGCGACGAUCGAGAUACCGUCAUGACGGCGUUGCGGACCGUACUUCUGCAGGUAGGCCUUGCUUAA